AAAGGGAAUCAGUACUAAUGUUUUGAACUGAAUUUUGUGGCUUCACCAACUAGAGUGCAGUGCCUGUUUCCACUUUCCAUUCAGUGUGUAACUGACACAUUUAUGUUUCCUUGUACUCUGCAACAUGUCUACGACCAAAACCAUUAUCUCUCAUUUAUUGCAUUCAUAAUCUUUAAUUGAUCCCAAUAAAUAAAGCGAGUAAGCAACUGUACUCCACCUAUUCAGCUCAUAACUGUGUUUUGGAAAGUAAUGCAAACACUUUCGUUUUGUUAAAUAUGUAUCCAUCCAUCAUACACGUGUGUUACCCCUAUGAGUCUCUACUAUAGGACUGGUUCCUCAUUCGCAUACCAACACAUCUUUUGAUGUUUUCAUCACUUUCUUCCUCGUCUUCGUUAUGCGAUCUUGUAUGUUCUGCUGAUUCUGACAUCUCUGCUUUGCACGACAUCGUUUGGGAUUGAUGUCAAGAAAAGGUGGGACAAAGUGACAAACAAGUAUGAUAUGUCCGCUAUAAAACAGUGAAAAUCAAGGGGACUAGACCAUAAAACAAGGAUUAAGCCAUGUAUAGAUCAUUUCUGAAAUGUGAUGAUCCAAAAGGAGUUGUAGGAUGUGGGACAAUCAGGAAAUACAGAACUCGUUCUCACAAAGGGAAGGACAAGACAAAAAUGCAGAAGACAAGUGAUAUAAUGGAAACAUCCUUGAUCAACAAGAGAUACAAGGAGGAGAAGAAGGUCGCCAAAGAAUGCGAUGGAAAUCUCGUUGGUCCAUCAUCUUUGCAGCUCACAAAGGUCUCCGAAGAGGAUCAUAGCUUGACCAAUAUGCUAGAUUCAUGGUCUAGAGAUAUUAUAUGUGAAGGAAAGUCCGAAGAUAUAGCAAAAGGUAUUUUAAAAGGGGCUCUUGGUCUGCAAGAUUCUCUGAGCAUGCUUCGCAAGUUGCAAGAGGAGGUCGCACAACAUACAGCUCCUUUUGGGAGAAAACAGACUGAGAAACCAGAAAGAGACAGAAUUGAUGGAAACAAGAUUGGUAUAAGGCAGGCUAAUCCAUUAGGAGAACAAAGUAAUACAAAGGGGUUUCAAAGAUCACAGCUUUCUGCUGGUGGUUCUUCAAGUAACUGCAAAGAGGAACUAAAGAAGGUGAUUAAGGAGAGUUUGGUUAGGCAAAAUAUGUUUCCAAAGACCUCUGACGGAUUUAAUUCAGGUUCAGAAACUUUUCAUAUAAGCACAAGCCAAUGUUUUGGGGUCAAGAAUGACAGACUUUCUGAUCCUUCUUCAUCAGUAAUAGCUUCAAGGAUUGAAAAAGGACCUAGCCUAGUUUUCAAGCUGAUGGGUUUAGAAGAAGGCCCCUCAAAAUCAUUUCCAGCUGCAAAGCAAAAACUAUUGGGUGGUGAGAUAGAUAAGUCAAAGGUCAGAAACAAUGAUUCUACGGAUGAGAAGGUUAAUCCAGAACUAAAAGUCGUGAGGGAAACUCUUGAGACUACGCAUUUCAAAGGUAUUUUUAAGGAGAAUUUUGUCAAAGAUUCUAAGCAUCAUGUGCAUCAUCAUUUCAAUGACACCAGUUCCAAGCAGUUUGUUGAUUUAUCUCACAUUUCAUCUACGGAACCUCAAUGUACAAUUUACCAACAAUCAGAAAAAAGUGCCUAUAUUCCAGUUCUUCCAAAGGAGUUGAGAAAACUGAGAAGAGAAAUACUCUCUUCCAAAACUAUCAAACAUAGAAAAGGUUCCAGUUCCACCAACAUGGGAAAAGAAAUGGAAAAAGGUAUUAGGAAACGGCUUAAGAAAGAGGGAGGACCAAAAUUUCUCAAAGAGGUUACUAAAGUGGAUGCAAAAGGAAACAAUCCUGUUGAAGAAUAUGCGGGUAAGGUAAAACUGUAUUGUCACAUUGGUCACACAUCACAUGUAAAUGAGACAAUUGAUAGAAAAUGGAAGGUACGGCCGAUUAGCAGAAAACAGACAGAAAAGGAUAUCUCACAACCAACAAUUGUGGCAGAACAUCAGUACAAACGAGAAAUCCCCUCCACAAAAUUGAGGAAGCUGAAAAGUGGAUCCAGAAUCGACAAGAAUGAGAUUUCUUGCCUAAAGAGUAGAGGUUCAAACAACAUCUCCACUAAAAAAACUACGAAUUCCAAGGACGUUAAAGUUGAGAAUAAAAAAGUUAAUUCCGUGGUAGAUUCCAUAACAGGUAGAAAGAAUCAAAUGAAAAAACAAAGCCCUGUUGCUGAGCCAGAACUGGCUAAUCUAACUGUAAGUUUGCCUUUUAUUCUGUGCAUAUAUAUUAACCAGAUAAUGAAGUGAGAUUUCCAAUGAGUCUGAAUUUACAAUUCUUAUGCAUAGGUUGCACAAACCAGGCAGAUAGAAAAGAAGAAAAAUUACCCCGAGAUUAGAAUCUCAACUAGACUAGAAGAUGAGCUCCUGAUGGUGCGUGAAGCAGAUGCCUUCAUAAAUAAGAUUGGAGGUAAGUUUUUCAAGCUAUUCCUGCUGGCAGAAUUG
This is a messenger RNA of Vigna umbellata (rice bean), 2483 nucleotides long. The record is from RefSeq and is a predicted model, not a curated record. NCBI's taxonomy places the organism in Eukaryota, Viridiplantae, Streptophyta, Magnoliopsida, Fabales, Fabaceae.